Molecule: messenger RNA, 3786 nt
Organism: Carassius auratus (goldfish)
Lineage: Eukaryota; Metazoa; Chordata; Actinopteri; Cypriniformes; Cyprinidae
Gene: zdhhc18a
Product: zDHHC palmitoyltransferase 18a
Exons: 10
Coding region: 643-2046 (467 amino acids)
Biological process (GO): protein targeting to membrane; peptidyl-L-cysteine S-palmitoylation
Cellular component (GO): Golgi apparatus; endoplasmic reticulum
Molecular function (GO): protein-cysteine S-palmitoyltransferase activity
Source: RefSeq, a predicted model, not a curated record
UGAUCCUUGAUUGGUCUGCCUGUGAUGACGCAGCCCUUGCGAAUCAUUGGCGAGUCAUCUUUCUUCUUCAGGUAAUCCUCGGCUAGGGAAGUGAUCGCUGGAAGAUUCAUUACGGUUGGACAACUUAAUCUCGACAGCGAUCGGACGGCUGUGUAACGCGAGGAGCCGAGUGUCGUUCAACGACGGUUGAGCAGCGCGAGGAGCAUUGUCGUCCUCUGAUAUAUGUUAGCUUGUUGACAGCUAGUCGACAAGCUAGCCUAUUUAGCUUAGCUAAAGACACCCCUAAUUUAUCGAAAGCAACAACAUGGCAUGAUAGUAUAAUAAUUAUUAGAUCGAUAUAUUCCCUUUAGGGGAUGUUUAGUUGCAAAUGGAUGCGUUGAGCAACAUUAUGUGUUUUGUGGACUCUCGAGUUAGCUUAGUACGAUUGCUGAAAUUAUUUUAGUAAAUUACGUUACCUAAGUUAAUUUGUCUGUACAUAUGUGACAGUAUCUUCAGUAAUAUGUGGCUGGGCUUUACACUCUAUGUCUAGCGUUGCUCAAGCUUCCUCUUUGUUAGGGCUUGGCUUGUAGCUAAAAGUGUUCCAGAGGUUAAAUAAAUACUCCCCUAACGUUGCCUCUGUACUAUUGGACACAUUCUUUGAAAAUGAAAAAUUGUGAGUAUCAACAAAUAGACCCAGGAGCGCUCGGAACAUCGAACACCCGGACCUCCACCACUUUACCCUGUGGAAGGAAAAACUCCCAGCGCCCACGGAGGAAAUGGGAAGUUUUCCCUGGAAAAAAUCGCUUCUUCUGUGAUGGGCGUAUUAUGAUGGGCAGGCAAUGCGGUGUGCUUCCGCUCACCAUCGGCCUAAUCUUAAUCACCAGUGGCUUAUUUUUCACUUUUGAUUGCCCCUUUCUGGUGCAUCACCUUACUGUCUUCAUUCCAGUAAUUGGUGGGGUGUUAUUUGUAUUUGUCAUCAUCACCCUCCUUCAAACCAGUUUUACAGACCCAGGGAUAUUACCCAGGGCUUUGCCGGACGAGGCUGUGGACAUUGAGAGACAGAUUGAUAAUUCUGGAUCUUCAACAUACCGUCCACCUCCCCGGACGAAAGAGAUCCUUAUAAAUGACCAGGUGGUCAAGCUUAAAUACUGUUUCACAUGCAAGAUGUUCCGUCCACCCCGGACAUCCCACUGCAGCCUGUGUGAUAACUGUGUCGAGCGUUUCGACCAUCAUUGUCCUUGGGUGGGAAACUGUGUUGGGAAGCGAAACUAUCGCUUUUUUUACGCAUUCAUAGUGUCUCUAUCCUUUUUGACCUCCUUUAUCUUUGGCUGUGUGAUCACUCACCUCACUUUAAGAUCACAAGGUGUGAAUGGUAUCAUCCAGGCAAUACAGGACAGCCCAGCCAGUAUUGCCGAGCUGGUCAUUUGCUUCUUUUCCAUCUGGUCCAUUCUUGGUCUGUCAGGUUUCCAUACGUAUCUUGUUGCCUCCAACCUCACAACCAACGAAGAUAUUAAAGGCUCUUGGUCCAGUAAAAGAGGAGAAGAAUCAGGGAAUCCUUACACCUAUAACAACAUCUUUACAAACUGCUGUGUGGUGCUUUGUGGGCCGAUGCCACCCAGCUUGAUUGACAGAAGAGGCUUUUUACCUCCAGAUGACGCACCUCAAACAGUGACCUCUGACACUGAGCUCCCUCCUUUCAUGUCUAAGAAUGACGCAAAUAUGUGCACACAAGGCACAAAAGAGCUUUUAGAAUCAAUGGCACACUCCUCAGUGAUCCAGAGCACCUGCGCUCCAGGCACACCCAAAACUGCCCCGGUCUCCCAAGAGAGUCUACUACACACCAUCUCUAUCACCGUCUCUCCCCCCAACAGGCCUCCUUCUACUGGCUGUUCAGGCCACCAGGCCCUGCGCCCCAUAGACGUUUCCUGCUCCCAGAAAGGGAACAAACGGGCCGCUCUUCACACCCAUAAACCCAUGUUGCGUGUACCCAGCCCUCCCUGCUCCCUCGGCCACAGUCCAAUCAUUCUAAGUGAUGCUCCUGACAUGGGCUUCAUCCCAUUGAACUGAGUGAAGUAUCUCUGCCACCAGCAGCCUUGUGCAAAUACUCUCCUCUCUGUUACCACUUUUCACACUUUUUAAGAAACUGUGACUUACUAUACUCAGGAUCCUCUCAGGAAACAUGCCAUCUUUCAACAAAUGGGAAUAAGCCUGCAUUGACUUUUUAAAUAACAGAGGGAUUUCAAGAUUCUUUUGUUCCGUUAACAUCAACACACACUUGGUGGAGAGAAACGCAAAACAUCUUCAGGAGAUGCUUUUGUUUUUCAGUCAUUUUGCACAAAAAUAUUGACAGAUGAUCAGUGUUUAACAUGCUCAAGACAUUUUUUUUCAGCCUUUUGUCAUCUGCUUGGACCUAAUGCAAUAAUUAUAUGCUAUGAAAGGUCAACUUGGUGUAAAAAAAAAACAAAAGCCUUACUUCAGAGUCACUUCUGUUAAUUUUGUGUGGUGUUAAAGACCUUCUACAAUAAAGUCAUUGGUUAAAAAGUAUUUGCAUCAACAGUCAAGUAUAAAAAAGCAGUUUUAUGAAUUGGUAUCAGAGAGCUCAGGAUUAUAGAGGGUUAAUGAUUUAUUUGUGUUUGUGAUAUAAUCCAGGGGUUUUUAUCUCCUGUAUAAUGUUGCAUCUUACCAAUGAGUGAAUUAACAGCUUUCAUAUUUAUGUUUGUUUUGUGUUCAUUUAAUACAGGGGUUUUCCUUCAUUGACAAAUUUUCGGUGGCAUCCUAAUGCAAAUGUAAUAGUAUUUGAUGCAAAAUUUUCCCCUUUAAGAUCGUUGUCUUCAUCUUGAUUUCUGCUUACGAUGCAAAGUGCUGAAGCACAGUGUGAACCACAGAAUACAAAACCUGCAACCCAUUUGUGAGUUUUCUACUUCAAAGUACUGUUGAGGAUGUCAAACAUCUUAAACUAAAUAGUUAGCCCUAAAUUCAUAAUCAUCAAUAAUCUUGGGAAUGCAAAUGUGGACUCACUUUGUGAUAGAAAGUUUGGCAACGCUAUUUCACCUUUCAAUUUUAACUACUGUAUUAAUUAAUGCAUUCGGUAUCAUGAACUAACAACGACGGAAUAAAAUGUUUUUUACAGACUUUAUUAAUGUAAUAAAUGUAAAAUGUUUUACAUAUCAUACUUUAUAACAUUUCAAGUCACAUCAACAAACGAUGUAUUAUGAACAAAAAUUACUCAACCACAAUUUAGAUUAAAAAAAUAUCUACAAAGCCGUUUUUCAAUUUUUCAUUUUAAGCUUACCAAAUGUAAAGUGUUAAUUCUGUCACUGACAUGUAAUUGUAUAAUUGUGAAAAUUAAUUGCAUUUUGAGUAUUCAGUCAAAAUUGCAUGUGUAUACUAGCUACCACAGAAAAUCAUUUUUAAUCUAGGAAAAACCCUGUAGUGUUUCUGACUUUAUAUUGGUGGGUCAAAGAUUGUUUUCUGGUUGUUAUUAAAGUGUUUUUACUAAGCUUGAGAGAAGAACUCUUGUAACUGAAACCUUUUGCCUUGAGAUUGAUGGAUUACUGAUGAAUUGAGGCAUCCUCAUUAAGAUGAUCAAGUUUUUAUUUUUGAAUAAUAAAUAGGAGUCUGGCAAAGUUGAUUGUAAAUGUUUUUAACAUAUUUUGCUUCUCUAAAAACAUAGAUUAACAGAAGUUGAUCACUGCCAGCAGUGUUAGAGGAAAAGUAAAAGAAUGUAUGACUUGUUGUGAUUUGUGUUUUUAUCCUUUUUCACCUUUAGACUUAAUGACAAAAAUGAAUAAACAAAUGUUCUUUCCA